AGAGGCCGGAGAGGUGAGAAUGGGCAAAUCCGAAAGCCAAAUGGAUAUCAUGGAAAAAUCAACCAAACCAGGGAAGCGCCGUUGGACUGUUGCGGAGAUCGGGCUAUCUGUGCUGUUGUUGCUGGUCAGCUGUGCCCUAGCUGGACUGAUAGUCCUCUACACUUCGGCUCUGAGAGGUAGGCUCAACCCAACAACCGGGAACUAGUCUACCUAAUCAAUUGCUAAAUGCCAUGCCAUUUGUAAAGUAAAGUGCGUAAUGCCCUGAUUUGGUCUGUGACACUCUGAUUUCCCCCACUAAUGGUAAUGCAAUUUACAAUUUUUCACGGGUAUGUCAAAUUGUGGAGGUCAUAUGGUUUGACUAUAGUUGGGCAAUGGGCAUUGGGUAGUAGAAAUAAAUAUAGAAUUUGACCUCCACUAUUACACUCACCUCUUACUCGAAAUGAUUUACCAGAACAUGUGUGAUAUUUAUCAGGUUUUCAUGUUAUGAUGAGUCUAGUUGGAAAGCACAAACCAAGCAGUAUUUGAACAACUUUAUGAGCAUCUUGUGACAACUAUUCCAGAGUGUUUUGUAAAAUAUAUUGAGGCAUAAAUAGGCAACCAAUUUUCUAAUUAGAAUAAAAUGUCCAAUAUUGAGGUGAGUAAAGCAUUCCAUACUGUACUAGUAACUUCCCUGAUCAAGCAUGUUGUAUGUUUAUUUUCUCUCCCAUGCAGAGAUACCUGGUGUGUCAAGGAGCUCAGUCACUGAGGGUGAGGCUUGACACUUGAGUUGAAAUCUGUGAUUAUAUUCAUGUUAUAGGAUACGGUACAAUGUAAACUGGCCAGAGGAUGUUCCCCUUCUAAUUCCCUCGGACAAAAGUGAGAGAAUAGUCAACGCUGACACAGCCAUUUCAUAGAGACCAGACAGACAGACAGUAUCAAGCCAUGACUUGCCAGAGAAAAUCUAAAGGGUCCUUGAUGCUGCUGUUAAUAAUUUAAUACUCUUUGCCAGGAAUGACGAUAGUUGUUUUUUCUUAAAAGAUCCUCUUAUAUCCAUUCACUGUGAUGUUUUCAGGGCAGCAGUAUCUUUCUGGCCCCAGCAAUGUUUGCACAACUCCUGAGUGUGUUACUGCAGGUGAGCAUUCCGCCUUCAUAUGGAGUUGUCCGUCCUCCCAAAACAAACUCAUCACUCAAUAUUAUAUCAACAUGACAGACGACUGCAUCACAAGUUUCCCUUUCCUGUUAUGUAAUCCCAUAUUUCCCUUUCUUGACUCCUCAUCUGACUGUGGGCCCACAGCUGCUCGUCUCCUGCAGAACAUGGAUGCAACGGUGGAGGCGUGUCAGAACUUCUACCAGUAUGCCUGUGGGGGCUGGCUGGAGCGCCAUGUCAUCCCGGAGACCAGCUCCCGCCACAGCGUCUUUGACAUCCUCAGAGACAAGCUGGAGAUUGUGCUUAAAGGUCCAAUGUAGCCAUUUUUAUCUCAAUGUCAAAUCAUUUCUGGGUAACAUUUGUGUAUCUUACUGCGAUUGUUUUAAAUUAAAAUGGGCAAAAAGAAACAAAAAUAGCUUCUUAGCAAAAAACAAAUUCUCAAGCAAGAAUUUAGCUAGGAGUGGCCUGAGUGGGGAGGGGAAAACUGAAAAUGAGCUGUUAUUGGCAGAGAGGUUUGGAACUCUCUUUCUUAUUGGUCUACUAACUAAUUUACCGCAUGGUGAUGUCACCAUGGAAGGCCAAAACUCCAUCCCACCAAAACAGGCUGAAAUUUCAGGCGGUCUUUUCAAACAGCUCUUACACCAAAAAGGCAUGAUCAUAACCUCAUAGUGCAAAAAGGCAUGAUCAUAACCUCAUAGUGUGGAAACGUAUAUAAAACACAGGAAAAUCAUGUUUUUGACUGCAACAGGCCUUUAAAGGUCAGUCAGCAACAUGUUUCCAUAGUAACCUCAGGGUCUGCCAUUAUGUGAUAAAAGUGACCCAUGGUCAGCUACUGUCUUGUAUUACAUGGUGUUAUCAUCAACCUGCUGUGUUAGAUCAAAUCAAUGAACAAAAUUAGGUCAAUCUUUGUGAUGAUGUUGGUUAUCUUCUCACAGGAGUUUUUGAGACUGAGAGUGAUCAGGACCGUGACGCCUUCAAGAAGGCCAAAACUCUCUACAGCUCCUGCAUGAAUGAGAGUGAGUCGGAUUUCUCUCAUCUAAACUCAUACUAACUCAACAACAGUUAACACUAUUACACAGAUCUUUGGUUUCAUCAGAAUUAGUUGCAUACUCUGUAAUAUUCAUCAACAGUAAGUAUGUAAGAUUCACUCACAGUGCGUUAGUAAUGGUGUUACUGUGUUGUCUCCUGUAGCUCUGAUAGAGCAGCGCGACUCCCAGCCUCUCAUGCGUCUCAUCGACAGCAUAGGAGACUGGCCUGUUGCCUCUGAGGACUGGAACAGUGUUACAGGUACUGAUACACACACACCAGCUGAAAUGAUGAGUGACAUGUGACAUGCUCAUCCAGCCUGCCCCUCCUCCCAGCUCUCAGGUGUUGUGAUGGUGGGCGGGUGGGUUGGCGGGGGGGGGGUGAGUGAGUGAGUGGGAAGCAGAGUAGCUCCUCAACCAGGACUGUGACUGAUUCUUAAAAUAGACCGCUGUGCUCUGCGCCAAACCUCCAGGAUAAUUAAAUGUAAUCAAAGACGGUGGCUCAAACAGAAUUAACCACGCGUAAGUGCAUCUGGUGCAUUUGCACAAACAGAUUUAUGACUGCUCUGUAAAUUGUGCGGCAUUUUGUUGUGUUACAGCCUGAAUUUAACAUUGAUUAAAUUGAGAUUUUAUUACAUUUACAUUUUAGAUUUUAGUUAUUUAGCAGACGCUCUUAUCCAGAGCGACUUAUAGUUAGUAAGUGCAUACAUUUUUCAUACUGAUCAACAAACAAUACCCUAUAAUGUCGAAGUGGAAUUUUACAAAUUAAUUAAAAAUAAAAAGCUGAAAUGCCUUGAGGCAAUAAGUAUUCAACCCCUUUGUUAUUGCAAGCCUAAAUAAGUUCAGGAGUAAAAAUGUGCUUAACAAGUCACUCUGUGAGCAACAAUGGUGUUUAACAGGAUUUUUGAAUGACUACCUCAUAUCUGUACCCCACACAUACAAUUAUCUGUAAGGUCCCUCAGUCGAGCAGUGAAUUUCAAACACAGAUUCAACCACAAAGACCAGGGAGGUUUUCCAAUGCUUCGCAAAGAAGGGCACCUAUUGGUAGAUGGGUGAACAUUAAAAAAAAAAGCAUACAUUGAAUAUCCCUUUGAGCAUGGUGAAGUUAUUAAUUGCACUUUGGAUGGUGUAUCAAUACACCCAGUCACUACAAAGAUACAGGUGUCCUUCCUAACUCAGUUGCCGGAGAGGAAGGAAACCGCUCAGGGAUUUCACCAUGAGGCCAAUGGUGACUGUAAAACAGUUACAUAGUUUAAUGGCUGUGAUAGGAGAAAACUGAGGAUGUAUCAACAACAUUUUAGUUAUUCCACGAUACUAACCUAAUUGACAGAGUGAAAGGGAUGCCUGUACAGAAUAAAAAUAUUCCAAAACAUGCAUCCUGUUUGCAACAAUGCAUCCUGUUUGCAACAUCAUUUUAUGGGUAUGCUUGUAAUCGUUAAGGACUGGGGAGUUUUUCAGGAUAGAAAAUAAACGGAAUUACAUUUACAUUUACAUUUUAGUCAUUUAGCAGACGCUCUUAUCCAGAGCGACUUACAGGAGCAAUUAGGGUUAAGUGCCUUGCUCAAGGGCACAUUUACGUCAUUUAGCAGACGCUCUUAUCCAGAGCGACUCACCAAUUGGUGCGUUCACCCUAUAGCCAGUGGGAUAAUCACUUUACAAUUUUUUUUUGGGGGGUAGAAGGAUUACUUUAUCCUAUCCCAGGUAUUCCUUAAAGAGGUGGGGUUUCAAAUGUCUCCGGAAGGUGGUGAGUGACUCCGCUGUCCUGGCGUCGUGAGGGAGCUUGUUCCACCAUUGGGGUGCCAGAGCAGCGAACAGUUUUGACUGGGCUGAGCGGGAACUAUGCUUCCGCAGAGGAAGGGGAGCCAGCAGGCCAGAGGUGGAUGAACGCAAUGCCCUCGUUUGGGUGUAGGGACUGAUCAGAGCCCGAAGGUACAGAGGUGCUAUGCACAGGUAAAAUCCUAGAGGAAAACCUGGUUCAGUCUGCUUUUCACCAGACACUGGGAGAUGAAUUCACCUUUCAGCAGGACAAUAACCUAAAAAGGCCAAAUCUACACUGGAUUUGCUUACCAAGAAGACAGUGAAUGUUUCUGAGUGGCCGAGUUACAGUUUUGACUGAAAUCUUUUCAGGUCUUGCCAUAGAUUUUCAAGUAGAUUUAAUGGUUGUCUAGCAAUGAUUUUGACAGAGCUUGAAGAAUUUUUAAAAGAAUAAUGGUCAAAUGUUGAGACUUACCCAGAAAGACUCACAGCUGUUAUCACUGCCGAAGGUGCUUAUACAAAGGAUUGACUCGGGUGUGAAUACUUAUGUAAAGGAGAUAUUUCUGGAUUUAAUUUUCAAUACAUUUGUAAAAAUGUCUAAAAACAUGUUUUCACUGUGUCAUUAUGGGUUAUUGUGGUUAGAUGGGUGAGAUAAAAAAAUAUAUGUAAUCAAUGUUGAAUUCAGGCUGUAACACAACAAAAUGUGGAAUAAAUCAAGGGAUAUGAAUACUUUCUGAAGGCACUGUAUACUUGGCUGUGUGAGAGAUAGUCAGUGUACUCUCUGCAAGACAGAUGUUUAAUGUUAUAUUGAAUGGCUUUGUGUAUAAUUGUUUUAAUGUUAUUAUCCCAGAAGAGGCCUGGAGCCUGGAGGACACUCUAGCCACCCUCAACUCUCGUUACCACAAAAAGGUUAUGCUGGACAUGUAUGUGUGGACGGAUGACCGCGACUCCAAGCGCCACAUUAUCUACGUAAGGACAGUGUCUGAAUACAUCAUGUUCCCAAAGUUCAGUGUUUUUUUUGUAAAUUUUCACCAAUACUGAUUUGGUGAUAGAAAACUGACAUGUCUGUUUAUAUUUUACAGAUUGACCAGCCAGGACUGGGAAUGCCAUCCAGAGAUUAUUACUUCAACGAUGGAAACUACAAAAGGGUACUUUCAUCAACAUCUUAUUAAUGUUAUAUUGAUGUUAUUGCAGGUCAACUUUGCAUUUAUGUGUCAUAUGUCUCUUUAGGUGCGAGAGGCCUACUUGCAGUUCAUGGUUUCCAUGGCGAGGAUUGCCCGCGAGAACAGGAACUUGACCCAGGAAGAUGACCGUGUGGUGGAGGAAAUGGUGCAGGUGCUGGAGCUGGAGACAGAUAUUGCCAAUGUGAGUGCCAACCUGCCACAAUAGGAACCAGAACUGUGACAGAAAUUAAAAAGAGACUUCAAUGAAUUAGUCUACAGCAAGAAACAUCUAAUAGAGACUCAUGAAAUGAACUACAUUGUACUUUAUGUUGUCUGCAUGUUAUAUUUUAUGAAUAUCAUGAAUAGAUCAAUAUUACGUCUAAAUACAUUUUGUCACCUUAAAUUAUAAUACAUCAGACAUUACUGUACACAUAUGCUUUCUGUGCUGUCGUGUCAUAGGCCACAUCCCCUGCAGAGGAACGUCAGGAUGUCACGAUUCUCUACAAUAAGAUGACCCUUAGUAAGCUGCAGGAGUCCUUUAAUCUCAACGUAAGUGCUUCCACUCCAGUGAUUUCAAGUGGAUGAGACUUGAGUCGGAUGGCUUUGUCUAUUAAUAGUACACUGUACUAUAUGUACAGUGCAUUCUGAAAGUAUUCAGACCCCUUCCUUUUUUCCACAUUUUGUUACGUUACAUCCUCAAUCUACAUACAAUACCCCAUAAUGACAAAGCGAAAAUAGUUUUUUUUUUUGCAAAUGUAUAGAAAAUUAAAAACAGAAAUACCUUAUUUACAUAAGUAUCCAGACCCUUUGCUAUGAGACUCAAAAUUGAGCUCAGAUGCAUCUUGUUUCCAUUGAUCAUCCUUGAGAUGUUUCAACAACUUGAUUGUAGUCCACCUGUGGUAAAUUCAAUUGAUUGGACAUGAUUUGGAAAGGCACACACCUGUCUAUAUAAGGUCCCACAGUUGACAGUGCAUGUCAGAGCAAAAACAAAGCCAUGAGGUUGAAGGAAUUGUCCGUAGCGCUCCGAGACAGAAUUGUGUCGAGGCACAGAUCUGGGGAAGGGUACCAAAACAAUUCUGCAGUAUUGAAGGUCCCCAAGAUCACAGUGGCCUCCAUCUUUCUUAAAUGGAAGAAGUUUGGAACCACCAAGACUCUUCCUAGAGCUGGCCGCCCGGCCGAACUGAGCAAUCGGAGAAGAAGGGCCUUGGUCAGGGAAGUGACCAAGAACCCAAUGGUCACUCUGACAGAGCUCCAGAGUUCCUCUGUGGAGAUGCGAGAACCUUCCAGAAGGACAACCAUCUGCAGCACUCCACCUAUCAGGCCUUUAUGGUAGAGUGGCCAGACGGAAGCCACUCCUCAGUAAAAGGCACAUGACAGCCAGCUUGGAGUUUGCCAAAAGCCACCUAAAGGACUCAGACCAUGAGAAACAAGAUUCUCUGGUCUGAUGAAACCAAGAUUGAACUCUUUGGCCUGAAUGCCAAGCCUCAUGUCUGGAGGAAACCUGGCACCAUCCCUACGGUGAAGCAUGGUGGCGGCAGCAUCAUAAUGUAGGGAUGUUUUUCAGCGGAAGGGACUGGGAGACUAGUCAGGAUUGAGGGAAAGAUGAACGGAGCAAAGUACAGAGAGAUCAUUAUGAAAAACUGCUCCAGAGCGCUCAGGACCUCAGACUGGGGCGAAGGUUCACCUUCCAACAGGACAACGACCCUAAGCACACAGUGAAGACAGCACAGGAGUGGCUUCGGGACAAGUCUCUGAAUGUUCUUGAGUGGCCCAGCCAGAGCCCGGAUUUGAACCCGAUCGAACAUCUCUGGGGAGACCUGAAAAUAGCUGUGCAGCCACAUUCCCCAUCCAACCUGACAUAGCUUGAGAGGAUCUGCAGAGAAGAAUGGGAGAAACUCCCCAAAUACAGGUGUGCCAAGCUUGUAGCGUCAUACCCAAGAAUACUCGAUGCUGUAAUCGCUGGCAAGGUGCUUCAACAAAGUACUGAGUAAAGGGUCUGAAUACUUAUGUAAAAAAAAUUUUUUUAACUUAUUUAUUUUGUAAAUUAGCAAACAUUUCUAAAAACCUAUUUUUGCUUUGUCAUUAUGGGGUAUUGUGUGUAUUUAGUUAAUUUUAGAAUAAGGCUGUAACGUAACAAAAUGUGGAAAAAGUCAAGGGGUCUGAAUACUUUCCGAAGGUACUUGUUGCUUGCAGAAGAAGGCUCAGCCUGAUGAUAAUAAUAGAAAAAACGCUGAUAUUUCUGACAGGGUUUUAACUGGAUGAGGUUUGUGCGUGGAGUGUUGUCCAGCGUGGCUGUGGAGCUACAGCUAGAGGAGGAGGUGGUGGUCUACAGCUCCCCCUACCUGGAGAAGAUGAACGACGUGCUCUCCAAACACACUGUCAGGUCAGACUCUGCCCAACGAGAGCCCAUAGUUCAAAUGUGCUUCUAUCAAUAUAGUAUCUACUGUGAAUUAUCAUGUGAGUCAUGCAGGAGGGUAGAUUGUGGUCACAUCAUCUUGGGCUGUGUGCGUCAUGUAGAUCCAUUGCUUGAGUGAUUGAGUGACAUGAUUGGUGAAUAUAUCCAUGUUUGCCUCCUCCAGGACCAUGCAGAACUACCUCACCUGGCAGCUCGUCAUGGAGAGAGUCAGCAGCCUGAGUCGCCGCUUCAAAGAUGCCAGGGCACACUAUAGAAAGGCGAGACGGAUAUAUGAGCACACCUAGGAGCACACUUAGAAACAAGCACAUUGAAAAGCUAAUUCGUGUGUGUGUGUGUGUGUGUGUGUGUGCGUGUGUGCGUGUGUGUGUGCGUGUGCGUGUGUGUGCGUGUGUGUGCGUGUGUGUGUGUGUGUGUGUGUGUGCGCGCGCGUGUGUGUGUGUGUGUGUGUGUGUCAGGCUCUGUACGGGACCACGGUGGAGGAGGCGCGGUGGAGAGACUGUGUGCGCUACGUCCAGGGCAGCAUGGAGAACGCAGUGGGUGCUCUGUAUGUGCGAGAGACCUUUGCUGGCGAGAGUAAACGCAUGGUGAGUCACUCCUGUUGAUGGGAUGGAGGCAAAACAGGAAAAUCCCUCACCGGCUUAUUAUAUCACUGUCACUUAAGCAGUUUAGUCCGCAUUUUUAACAUGAGUGCCCGUUUGUGUCCAUGUGAGUUAUUACGGGUGUGUAUAUGUUGAUUUAUUAACUCUUUGUGUGGACAGGUCAGUGACCUCAUCAGUAAGAUCCAGGAAGCGUAUGUGGAGACACUUGAGGAGCUUAGCUGGAUGGAUGACCAGUCUAAGGAGAAGGCAAGAGAGAAGGUACAAACAAAGCAUUGCAAACAAACAUACCAUGUACAUCAGCGUUUUGAAUGUGUAAAACAAAGAACUUACCAGCUAAAUGUUCUACUGCUCUAUGUUACAGGCCAUGGCCAUAAAGGAGCAUAUUGGCUAUCCUGACCACAUUCUGGAAGAGAGCAAUUUGAAGCUUGACCAGGAGUAUGCCCAUGUAUGUGUGACCUGGACAAAGGACUAUGAUACAUCCUCCUUUUCAAAGAGAAAUGGAUGUACAAAUUGUUGUCUAUUGUUUCUGAUGAUCUGGUCUCUCUCUGCAGCUGAACUUCAGUGAGGAGAACUACUUUGAGAACAUCCUUGAGAACCUGCAGGCUGAAGCACACAAGACUUUGAAGAAGCUGAGAGAGCCGGUCGACCCGGACAUGUAAGAUACAUCCAUUUAGCCUCACAUACUGUAGACCCCCCCCACUGGGCACAGACGUCAAUUCAACAUCUAUUCCACGUUGGUUCAAUGUCAUCUAGAUGUAGAAACAACGUUGAUUCAACCAGUGUGUGCCCAGUGGGAAGUGAACAUAAGCACAUUUACACGUGAGUACACAUUCUCUCUCAAAUGGUGAUAUCUUUAUUCUAAUUGUUUUUUUUUACUAGGUGGAUCAUUGGCGCUGCUGUUGUCAAUGCUUUCUACUCGCCAAACAGAAACCAGAU
Molecule: messenger RNA, 9020 nt
Organism: Coregonus sp. 'balchen'
Lineage: Eukaryota; Metazoa; Chordata; Actinopteri; Salmoniformes; Salmonidae
Source: the annotation of a GenBank genome assembly